UUUUGGGCUUAGAGGGACCAGCUUAAAGCCUGUUUGUGCUUUAAUAGGUUCUUCCUUUGUCAUCUCUUUAGGUCAGAAUAUGAAACGGGAGUCUGGGAGGAAGGUCCAGACUGGAAACAUCACUGCUGCAAAGACCAUAGCUGAUGUGAUCAGGACGUGUUUAGGACCACGAGCCAUGAUGAAGAUGCUUCUGGACCCCAUGGGUGGGAUUGUGAUGACCAACGAUGGCAAUGCUAUCCUCAGAGAAAUUCAGGUCCAGCAUCCAGCUGCUAAAUCAAUGAUCGAGAUCAGCCGUACUCAGGAUGAAGAAGUUGGAGAUGGGACCACAUCCGUGAUCAUCCUGGCUGGGGAGAUGCUCUCUGUUGCUGAACACUUCCUGGAGCAGCAGAUGCACCCGACUGUGAUCAUCGGGGCUUAUCGAAAGGCUCUGGACGACAUGAUCAGCAUCUUAAAGAAAAUCGGCACGCCAGUGGAUGUGAACAACAAAGAGAUGAUGCUGAAGAUCAUCAGGAGUGCAAUAAACACCAAGGCGAUCAACCGGUGGUGCGAGCUGGCCUGCAGCAUUGCUCUGGAGGCUGUUAGGACGGUGGAGCUGGAAGAGAAUGGCAGGAAGGAGAUUGAUAUCAAGAAAUACGCCAAAGUGGAGAAGAUUCCAGGUGGUUUUAGCGAAGACUCGUGUGUGUUACGUGGGAUCAUGGUGAAUAAAGAUGUAACUCACCCCAGAAUGAGGCGUCUCAUCAAGAAUCCACGGAUUGUCCUUCUGGAUUGUUCACUGGAGUACAAGAAAGGAGAGAGCCAGACUGACAUUGAGAUCACCCGGGAGGAAGACUUUGCCCGCAUCCUGCAGAUGGAGGAGGAGUAUAUCCAGCAGAUGUGUGCGGAUCUCAUGAGGGUCAAACCAGAUCUGGUCAUCACAGAGAAAGGCAUUUCUGACCUGGCCCAGCACUACCUGAUGAGAGCCAACAUCACGGCCAUCCGCAGGGUGAGGAAGACGGACAACAACCGGAUCGCCAGGGCCUGUGGAGCCCGCAUUGUGAGCCGCACGGAUGAGCUGCGGGAGGAGGACGUGGGCACUGGGGCCAGGCUCUUCGAGGUUAAGAAGAUAGGGGAUGAGUAUUUCGCCUUCAUCACUGACUGCAAAGAGCCCAAGGCCUGCACCAUCAUCCUGCGUGGAGCCAGCAAGGAGAUCCUGGCAGAGGUGGAGAGGAACCUGCAGGACGCGAUGCAGGUCUGUCGCAACGUGCUCCUGGACCCGCAGCUGGUGCCGGGUGGAGGUGCCACCGAGAUGGCCGUGGCCCAUGCGCUGACUGAGAAGUCCAAAGGGAUGACAGGGGUGGAGCAGUGGCCGUACCGAGCCGUGGCUCAGGCUCUGGAAGUCAUUCCUCGCACCCUCAUCCAGAACUGUGGUGCCAGUACCAUCCGUGUGCUGACCUCGCUCAGGGCAAAACACACUCAGGACAACAGCCAGACGUGGGGGGUGAACGGGGAGACCGGAGCCCUGGUG
Messenger RNA from Nestor notabilis (Kea), 1504 nucleotides. It is a transcript of the gene CCT3, whose product is annotated as chaperonin containing TCP1, subunit 3 (gamma). Lineage: Eukaryota; Metazoa; Chordata; Aves; Psittaciformes; Psittacidae. The record is from RefSeq and is a predicted model, not a curated record. Gene Ontology annotation, cellular component: chaperonin-containing T-complex. Gene Ontology annotation, molecular function: ATP hydrolysis activity; ATP-dependent protein folding chaperone; ATP binding. The annotation marks the transcript as partial. Gene Ontology annotation, biological process: protein folding. The transcript is spliced from 12 exons.